Molecule: messenger RNA, 383 nt
Organism: Physcomitrium patens
Lineage: Eukaryota; Viridiplantae; Streptophyta; Bryopsida; Funariales; Funariaceae
Source: RefSeq, a predicted model, not a curated record
AAACAACACCCCGGGAUGAAGAUACCCUGCUUAAGUGUAUACCCGGCAAGUAGUUGCCAAAUUUCCCGCCAUCCAACGUCCUCUUCUGCCCUGGCAGGUGCCCAAAACCCUCUUCCCGCCCUUUUUGUUUUCCCACGCUGUCUCCUAUCGUUUGUUCCUCAUCCGCGUCGCCAUUCCCCUGGAUUCUCCUCACCCCCACGGUCGGACCCUUCAUCUUCUCACUCCCUCGCUCCCAUUUCUCUCUUCAUCUAUCUCUCGCUUUCCUCUCGUUUCUGCCCUCGCCGCAUUCACUGCUCUGUGUUGCAGUUUAGCGGUGAGUUAGGUGCGUCGGCGUGGUCUGCUCUUUCGCCGGUUGUGGCGGAGUUAGUGAGGUAGGGAAACAU